UUGGAACUUGCGUGGCGUAUAAUCCUACCACUCAUCUCACUUGGGAGUUGGGUGAACCGGAACAGCGGAGGUAGUUGUGAACCGGUAAACUGCCACUGCUCAAUUUGAACUAGUCAAUCGAUUAAUUAAUAUAAGAGAUAAACGGAUACAAUUUACAAGUAGAGAAUAGAAACAAAUCCCAACAAUGGAAUGCAAGGAUACUACAGGAGACACAAAAGACGAAGCACAAUUAAUGGAGUCAUCCUUUGUAUCAGAACUUGAAGGUACCCUCCUCAAGGACCCUAACUCUUUCUCUUAUUUCAUGCUCGUUGCCUUUGAGGCAUCUGGCUUGAUUCGUUUCACCUUAUUGCUAUUGGUCUGGCCGCUCAUCUUCCUUCUUGACAUGCUGGGUAUGGGGGAUGUUGGUCUCAAGCUAACUAUCUUUGUUACCUUGGCUGGAAUCCGUGAAUCCGAGAUCGAGUCCGUGGCACGAGCAGUGUUGCCCAAGUUCUAUAUGGAUGACUUAAAUAUAGAGGCCUGGAGGGUGUUUAGCUCUUAUAACAGGAGGGUGGUGGUGACUAAGACCCCAAGGGUGAUGGUGGAGAGAUUUGUUAAAGAGCAUCUACGUGCCGAGGUGGUUAUCGGGAGCGAGCUUGUGGUGAACCGUUUUGGGUUUGCCACCGGUUUUGUCAGGGACGAAGUUGCUUCUUCUCCAUCCUUUGUCGGUAAGGAACAACUCCAUCAUCCAUUUAUUGGCAACUGGAAGAAUGACAAGCAAUUCGUCCUGCCAGGGCCGGUAAUCUUCCAUGAUGGUCGACUAGUGAAGCGUCCAACGCCGUUCACUGCACUCCUCAUCCUCCUCUGGUUCCCGGUGGGAAUCAUACUAGCGACGAUACGCAUUUUGGUGGGCCUGAUGCUACCCAUGUCCAUCAUCCCUUACAUAGCUCAAUUAUUUGGUGGCAGGAUCAUCGUCAAAGGCAAGCCACCGCCACCGUCACUCGCGGCGUCCGGGACAAACACCGGCGUUCUCUUUGUGUGCACGCAUCGCACCCUAAUGGACCCCGUUGUACUAGCCACUGUACUCGGCCGUAAAAUCCCGGCUGUCACCUACUCAAUUUCACGGUUUUCCGAGAUCCUAUCGCCGAUACCCACCGUCCGGCUGACGAGGAUAAGGGACGUGGACGCGGAGAUGAUAAAGAGAGAACUAACAAAAGGUGACCUAGUGGUGUGCCCCGAGGGCACCACAUGUCGUGAGCCAUUUCUUUUGAGGUUUAGUGCCCUUUUUGCAGAAUUAACGGAUCAGAUCGUCCCAGUGGCCAUGAACUACAGGGUUGGAUUCUUCCAUGCUACCACUGCAAGGGGUUGGAAGGCAUUGGACCCCAUUUUCUUAUUCAUGAACCCUCGCCCAGUUUAUGAGGUGACAUUCCUGAACCAGUUACCAGUGGACGCUACAUGCUCAGCGGGCAAGAGCCCCCAUGAUGUAGCAAAUUACGUGCAGAGGAUCUUAGCGGCAACGCUAGGGUUUGAGUGCACCACCUUCACUAGGAAGGACAAGUAUAGGGUCCUGGCUGGGAACGAUGGGACUGUGUCUUGUACACCUUCCUUAGAUCGAAUAAAGAAGGUUCUCAAUACUUUUAAGCCCUUUAUGUAUACACUCCAUUGAAGCAAAGCUAAAAUUGGUUCUCUCAUGGCGGACUUUCUUUUUUCCUCCUUAAUUAUUCUUGUAAGCAAGCGUGCAUCGUUCUGUUGAUAUAUGGUGAUGGUUUG
Molecule: messenger RNA, 1746 nt
Organism: Macadamia integrifolia
Lineage: Eukaryota; Viridiplantae; Streptophyta; Magnoliopsida; Proteales; Proteaceae
Product: glycerol-3-phosphate acyltransferase 5-like
Exons: 2
Coding region: 185-1642 (485 amino acids)
Biological process (GO): cutin biosynthetic process
Cellular component (GO): membrane
Molecular function (GO): glycerol-3-phosphate 2-O-acyltransferase activity; phosphatase activity
Source: RefSeq, a predicted model, not a curated record